CCUGUAGAUCGCAGUUAUCGGUGGGCUCGCAUUACAGACGACGAUCAAAGCGGGGUGCUGUACAUUGUCACGUUUCUGUCAUUCAUAUACACCAGCCUUACGUUUCUGACGCGCAUAUUUAUCAAAUGGCGCAUGUUGGGAUUGGAUGAUGCGGCUGUGCUGCUUGCACAGGUGACGGACUUGAUUCAAUUUUCAUUGCUGCUCCUGUCGUUGUCGGCAGGACUGGCAAAGUCCUUUGGGACCUUGACCGAUGCGCAGUAUACGCGCAUGGCAUGGGCAUAUUCCAGCAACCAAGUAGUCGUCUACAUCUGCCUCGGCUUCUCCAAGCUCUCCACCAUCCUCCUAGUCCAGCGCCUCUUCACGAGAGAAAUGCGAAAUGCCUGGAAAACCUGCGUCUUCAUCACCGGCAUCGUCGUCAUCUGGAUUAUCGCCUCUGCGUUCCUCGUCUCAAUCGGUUGUCCCGCUACCACUCUAUCGCCGCGAACCUCUUCCCAGAUAUGCGAAGGAAUCGAGAGUCGCUAUCUGUUCGUCACUGCCACAGACGCCCUAACCGACUUUAUCCUCGCACUCACCCCUACCUACCUCAUCCGCAAUCUCCAAAUGUCCAUAUCGUUUAAACUACAAGUCCUCGGCAUCUUCGGGCUACGCCUACCUCUGCUUCUACUCACGAGCCUGUUCUUCUUAUCUUGGAGAAAGGCACUGCACAGUGCGAACCCUGGUGUAGACCGUGUAGGCGCAUUGGAGCUCCAGCAAUGUCAAGUCUGCGCCUCGCUUCUUGCCAGCACCAUUCCCUGUUUGAAAUCUUUCAUUCAGAGCUUCGACACGGGCAGCGGU
This is a messenger RNA of Bipolaris zeicola 26-R-13, 834 nucleotides long. RefSeq lists its product as uncharacterized. The annotation marks the transcript as partial. The record is from RefSeq and is a predicted model, not a curated record. NCBI's taxonomy places the organism in Eukaryota, Fungi, Ascomycota, Dothideomycetes, Pleosporales, Pleosporaceae. The transcript is spliced from 3 exons.